GAAAAUUCAGCAUCCAUCCGCAUCUCUCCUCUGGCAUAAAACACCCCUUCGGACCACGAAUUGAAGUGCGCUUCUUCCUGUUUCUCCUCUCCAUUUCUAUUUUUCUCACUGGCCUUUCUACAAACACAUGACAGCCGCUUCUAUUCUUCAUCAUCUCCCUCGCUUUUCCUGCUUCUUCCACUUCCCUCCUCCCCUUCCCGCCUUCCCCCGUAUCGGAUGCGUCUUCAGACGCAAUCUCCGCCAUACACCCACCUCAUUCAAUUGGAAGCCUUGCCGAACCUUCAGCAUCGUCGCUUCCGCCACAACAGAUUGGAAGAAUCAUGUUGAAGUGGUAGAAGAGAAAUAUGAUGUCAUUGUGGUAGGAGGAGGACAUGCAGGAUGUGAAGCUGCUCUUGCAUCUGCACGUCUUGGUGCAAAGACUCUCCUGCUCACACUAAAUCUUGAUCGUAUUGCAUGGCAGCCUUGCAAUCCUGCAGUGGGUGGCCCUGCAAAAUCUCAACUGGUACAUGAGGUAGAUGCACUGGGUGGUGAAAUUGGGAAAAUUGCUGAUAGGUGUUACUUACAAAAGCGUGUUCUUAACAGUUCAAAAGGCCCUGCUGUUCGAGCAUUGCGUGCUCAAACUGAUAAAAGGGAAUAUGCUUUAGAAAUGAAACGAGUUGUCGAAAGUACUCCAAAUCUUUCUAUUAGAGAGGCUAUGGUAACCGAGAUUUUGGUGGGCAAGAAUGACAAUGUGGAAGGUGUUCGGACAUUUUUUGGAGUGAAUUUUUUUGCUCCUUCUGUCAUACUCACAACAGGCACUUUUAUGAGUGGUAAAAUUUGGGUUGGAAGAGCAUCUAUGCCUGCGGGGAGAGCUGGUGAGUCAGCUUCUCAUGGACUCACAGAAAACCUACAACAUCUGGGGUUCGAAACUGAUCGGUUGAAGACUGGAACUCCUGCACGUGUUGACUACCGUAGUGUAGACUUCUCUGGAUUGGAACCUCAAUAUGGAGAUGAGGAGGUGGGCUGGUUUAGUUUUGAUCCCGACUUCCACAUAGAAAGAGAACAGAUGUGCUGCUACAUGACACGUACAACAAAAAGUACCCAUGAACUUAUUAAAGAGAACUUGCAUGAAACACCAACAUAUGGAGGUUGGGUUGAAGCUAAGGGCCCUAGAUACUGCCCAUCUAUUGAAGAUAAGAUAGUGAGGUUUCAAGAUAAAGAUUCCCAUCAAAUUUUUCUCGAACCUGAGGGUCGAAAUGUACCUGAACUUUAUGUGCAGGGGUUCUCGACAGGUUUACCUGAGAGGCUUCAGUUGGCUCUCUUGAGAACAUUACCUGGACUUGAGAAUUGUGCGAUGCUGAGGCCAGCUUAUGCUGUAGAGUAUGAUUUCUUGCCUGCUUAUCAGUGCUCCCGAUCUCUUAUGACAAAAAGAUUUGGAGGACUUUUCUUUUCUGGUCAGAUAAAUGGAACAACAGGUUAUGAAGAAGCUGCUGCUCAGGGUCUUAUUUCUGGUAUUAAUGCUGCAAGACAUUCAUGUGGGAAAUCCGUCGUCAUUCUUGAGAGGGAGAGCAGUUAUAUAGGGACUUUGAUUGACGAUCUUGUCACAAAGGACCUUCGGGAGCCUUACCGCAUGUUGACAAGCCGCUCAGAACACCGAUUACUUCUACGUUCUGAUAAUGCCGAUAGUCGCCUCACACCUUUGGGACGAGAGAUUGGUUUGAUAGAUGAUCGGCGGUGGAAACUAUACCAGGAUAAGCAAGCGCGAAUGUUAGAGGAAAAAAAGCGUCUAAAGGCUGUGCGCAUUUCAGGGGGAGAUUUGGCUGCGGACGUCACUCUGUUAUCUGGUCAACCAGUCAAGGAUUCUGCUACACUAGAGAGCCUUCUAAAGAAACCACAUACACAAUAUAAAGUUCUCGAUAAGCAUGGGUUUGGAAAUGAACAACUUUCAAGGGUGGAAAAAGAAUGUGUUGAGAUUGAUAUCAAGUAUGAGGGCUUCAUUUUGCGCCAACAGAGUCAACUCCAACAGAUUGUUCGUCAACAUCAUAGGCCGCUUCCAGAGGAUCUCGAUUACUAUGCCAUGACAACAUUAUCUUUGGAAGCACGUGAAAAACUUUCCAAGGUCCGACCACAAACCAUAGGUCAAGCGAGCAGAGUGGGCGGUGUUAGCCCAGCUGACAUCACGGCUCUUCUCAUUUGCCUUGAAGCAAACCGAAGAAAGGAGCAGGCGAGGAGAAGGCAUGAGAUGCUGACAUCUGUCAUGGCUGAUGCUGAUCAUGCCAAUCAACAGGUCUCAGAAGUUGUGGCUGUGCAAGGGACUAAUUCAUAAAUAUCUUUACAAUCUUUUGGCCCUUUUCUCUGUGUUUUUGCCAUGUUGUAAAUUUUUAUUGAGUAAACAUAUAUGGGUAAUGGCUGCGACCGUUUAAUGGAAAUUGCAGGACAUUCUGAUUCUUUCUUUCA
Messenger RNA from Magnolia sinica, 2436 nucleotides. RefSeq lists its product as uncharacterized. Gene Ontology annotation, biological process: tRNA wobble uridine modification; tRNA methylation. The transcript is spliced from 13 exons. The record is from RefSeq and is a predicted model, not a curated record. Gene Ontology annotation, molecular function: flavin adenine dinucleotide binding. Bases 128 to 2305 code for a protein of 725 amino acids. NCBI's taxonomy places the organism in Eukaryota, Viridiplantae, Streptophyta, Magnoliopsida, Magnoliales, Magnoliaceae.